GGGACAAAAAGCGGCACGCACACCUCCCCUCCUCUCCCUUUCUCUCUCCUCCUCCCCUCACCACGAGAGCGAGCGCGGCGAGCUCCCCACCCACCACCACCACCGACGGCGACUACCUCCGCCGCUGCCGCGAUGUCUCGCCUCUUCCGCGAGUCCCGCCGCGACUCCUCCUCCUCCAACGGCUCCUCCGCCGCCGCCGCCGCCACGGCCUCCACCGGCGGCCUCCCCUCCCCGUUCCCCGACCUCGGCGUCCCCCUCUCCGCCGCCGACCUCCGCGAGGCCGCCUACGAGGUGCUCGUCGCCUCGUCCCGCACCACGGGAGGGAAGCCGCUCACCUACAUCCCCCAGGCGGCGGCAUCGGCGGGUGGUGGUGGUGGGCCGGCGUCCCCGGCCUCCGCCUCGUCUCUCUCCUCCGCGAACGCCUCCUCCUCCCCGUCGCUCCAGCGCUCGCUCACCUCCGCCGCGGCGAGCAAGAUGAAGAAGGCGCUCGGGCUGAGGUCGUCGGCGUCGUCCAAGGGUGGGAGCCCCGGGAGCGGCGGCGGCGGGAAGUCGGUGCCGCCGCGGCGGCCGGCGACCGUCGGGGAGCUGAUGCGCGUGCAGAUGCGGGUCUCGGAGCCCGCCGACGCCAGGAUCCGGAGGGGCCUCCUCCGCAUCGCCGCGAGUCAGCUUGGCAGGCGUGCUGAAUCUAUGGUCUUGCCCUUAGAAUUCCUACAGCAGUUCAAGGCAUCAGAUAUCCCUGAUCCUCAAGAGUACGAGGCAUGGCAGAGUAGGAACUUGAAGCUUCUUGAGGCUGGUUUGCUUGUUCACCCACUUGUUCCAUUGAACAAAUCAGAUGUUUCUGCACAACGACUGCGGCAAAUUAUACGUGGAGCAUACGAUAGACCACUUGAAACUGGGAAAAACUCUGAGUCAAUGCAGGUCCUACGUAGUGCUGUCAUGUCCCUUGCUGGUAGGUCUGAUGAUGGGACUUCUGACGGAUGCCACUGGGCUGAUGGUUUCCCCUUGAAUCUCCAUCUAUACCAGAUGUUGGUAGAAGCUUGCUUUGAUAAUGAUGAUGGCACUGUUGUUGAUGAGAUUGAUGAGGUGAUGGAGCUCUUAAAGAAGACCUGGGGUAUUCUGGGAAUUAACCAGAUGCUUCACAACCUUUGCUUUGCUUGGGCAUUGUUCAACCAUUUUGUUAUGUCCGGGCAAGUAGAUAUUGAGUUGCUCUCUGCUGCGGAGAAUCAGUUGGCCGAAGUUGCAAAGGAUGCCAAAACCACAAAAGAUCCAAAUUACAGCAAAGUGUUGAGUUCAACUUUAAGCUCAAUAAUGGGUUGGACAGAGAAAAGACUUCUGGCUUACCAUGAGACCUUCAAUACAAGUAACAUUGAGUCCAUGCAAGGUAUUGUGUCAAUUGGAGUGUCAGCUGCAAGGGUUCUUGUUGAAGAUAUAUCCCAUGAAUACCGUCGGAGGAGGAAAGAAGAGACUGACGUAGCUCGCAGCAGGAUAGAGACCUACAUAAGGUCUUCACUCCGUACAGCUUUUGCUCAAAGAAUGGAAGAAGCAGAUUCCAAGCGGUCAUCAAGAAACCCUACCCCUGUUCUGUCUAUCCUUGCAAAGGACAUUGGUGACCUAGCAAUUAAGGAGAAAAAUUUGUACAGCCCAAUUUUAAAGACAUGGCAUCCCCUUGCUUCAGGCGUUGCUGUUGCCACCCUUCAUUCUUGCUUUGGAAAUGAGCUGAAACAGUUCAUAGCUGGACUUACAGAGCUGACCCCAGAUACGGUUCAAGUGCUUAAGGCUGCUGAUAAAUUAGAGAAGGAUCUUGUUAAUAUUGCAGUUGAAGAUUCUGUGGAUAGUGAUGAUGGAGGCAAGUCAUUAAUCAGAGAGAUGCCACCAUAUGAAGCUGAAAAUGCAAUUGCUAACCUGGUGAAAGUUUGGAUUAAAGAAAGGAUAGACAGGCUCAAGGGAUGGGUUGAUCGGACUUUGAAACAAGAGACUUGGAAUCCAGCUGCCAACAGAGAGAAUAUUGCUCCCUCUUGUGUGGAGAUGCUUCGGAUGGUUGGUGAAACAUUAGAUGCAUUUUUCCAAUUGCCCAUUCCAAUGCAUCCAGUUCUUCUUCCUGACCUGAUGUUUGGACUUGAUAGAAGCCUACAGCUUUUUGUGUCUAAAGCAAAAUCUGGCUGUGGAACAAGGAAUUCUUUUAUGCCCCAACUACCUCCGUUGACACGAUGCGAGGUAGGAUCGAAUAUAUUGUUCAAGAAAAAGGAAAAGCCACAGAAUCCACAGUACCGAGGAUCACAAAAUGGAACAACCAAUGGCGCUGAUCCCUUAGCCCUUCCUCAACUCUGUGUACGCUUGAAUACGCUUCAAUUCGUGCGAGGUGAACUCGAGAACUUAGAGAAGAAGAUAAAAACAGGCUUGCGGAAUGUCGAGUCAGCUCAGGCAGAUGUUACCGAUGGAUUGGACAUCAAAUUUGAGCUUUGUCAGACAGCCUGUCAAGAGGGCAUUCAGCAGUUAUGUGAGACAACUGCAUAUAAGGUGACAUUCUAUGAUUUGGGGCACGUUCUCUGGGAUAUCCUUUAUAUUGGUGACAUUGCAUCAAGUAGGAUCGAGAUAUUGUUGAGAGAACUCGACCCUAUACUAGAGACCAUAUCUGGUAUGGUGCAUAACAAAGUGCGGAACCGUGCUAUAACCGCAUUGAUGAAAGCCACUUUUGAUGGGUUCUUGCUGGUGCUUCUUGCUGGUGGGCCUUUGCGUGCUUUCACCCGUCAAGACUCCCAGAUAAUAGAGGAUGACUUCAAGGCCCUUAAAGACCUGUUUUUAGCAGAUGGUGAUGGUUUGCCAGAGGAAUUGGUCGAUAAGGCAUCCUCCCAGGUCAAGAAUGUCCUACCCCUCCUACGAACAGACUCCGAGAGCCUUAUUGACCGAUUCAAACGCAUGAUGGCUGAGUCUAAUCGAUCUGGAGCCAAGAAUAGGUUACCAUUGCCACCAACAACAGGGCACUGGAGCCCGAACGAACCCAACACAGUCCUGCGAGUUCUGUGCUACCGUUAUGAUGAGACGGCUACCAAGUUCCUAAAGAAAACCUAUAAUCUUCCCAAGAAGAUCUGAUGAACUCGAUGUACAUUUUCUGGAAACAAAAUCAUGAAACCCACUGAGGAAGUCAGGAUUUGGAAUGAUUUUGUCACAUCCUCCUUUGAGGAACACUACCAUUGUAAAGCUACCACUGCGGAGUUUGCCUUAUCUGAGGCGAUUGAUUUGAACGGGGGAGUUCAAUUCAGCAACUUGGCCCUUCUAUCACAUGCUGUUCAGUGGCGCCAAGAAAUAUGCUGGUACUCUUUUCUUUUUCUUUUUUCCUUUUUUUUUUGGGGGGGGGGGAUUACUUACAGGUCGAUUUGUUUAUUAUUAUGAUUAUAUGUUUUACCCUAAUCCAGUUCUUUUGCUGACCUUUGCCGCUGCAUGUGUGUAUUUUUCCAGUAGCUGUAGUUUGCAACAGAUAUACCCAUCUUGUGAAUAAGUUUUGUACUGGUGUGACUUGCUGCGUUGGACUUGAGUAUAUCAUUAUGCAAGGCAUCUGGUUCCUGCAUUCGUGUUA
Molecule: messenger RNA, 3574 nt
Organism: Oryza sativa Japonica Group (Japanese rice)
Lineage: Eukaryota; Viridiplantae; Streptophyta; Magnoliopsida; Poales; Poaceae
Product: protein unc-13 homolog
Source: RefSeq, a predicted model, not a curated record